This is a messenger RNA of Lactuca saligna, 1161 nucleotides long. The record is from the annotation of a GenBank genome assembly. Lineage: Eukaryota; Viridiplantae; Streptophyta; Magnoliopsida; Asterales; Asteraceae.
AUGCCCAUCGAUUACUCUCUCAUUUGGAGCAAAAUUGUUGAAUUUGAUGGAUGGAUUUGGGGGUUAACGAAUGAGAUUGAUCCCAAUGGUUUGAAUGUAUAUGGGUCAAGACCAAAAGAUAGAGGGGCCCAAGCCACGGGUGUUUCAAUAGGUUCAUUUCUAGUCCAAAACGGUUUGGCUGAUUUGUCAUUACCCUAUUGUUUAAAAAAUAACACAAAUACCCUUUUGGCUAUGCCAAAUUUUGCCCAAAUUGAGGCUUUGAUUCAAGCUUAUUCACCAAUAAUUUAUUUUCACCCUGAUGAAAAAUAUCUUCCUUCUACGGUUAAUUGGUACUUUGAAAAUGGAGCAUUGUUGUACCAAAAAGGGUUAGAAAGUAAUCCUAACCCGAUUGAACCAAAUGGUUCGAAUCUUCCUCAAGGUGGUUCGGAUGAUGAUUCAUAUUGGCUAGACCUUCCCAUCGAUGAUUCAGCUAAAGAUAGAGUCAAGAAAGGUGAUCUUGACAACGCUAACGCAUAUUUCCACAUAAAGCCCAUGUUUGGUGCAACAUUUACAGACAUAGCCAUAUGGGUAUUUUACCCGUUCAACGGACCCGCAAGGGUGAAAUUGGAAUUUCUCACCAUUUCACUAGGCAAAAUAGGGCAACACGUUGGUGAUUGGGAGCAUUUGACAUUAAGGAUCAGUAAUUUCGACGGCAGUUUAAAAUAUAUCUAUUUUUCAGAACACAGUGGAGGUACACUGCUUGAUGCUUCGCAAAUCGAAUUUGGAAAUGGAAAUAAACCGGUUGCAUAUGCGUCUUUAAACGGGCAUGCGUUUUACUCCAAACCGGGGCUUGUUUUACAAGGGAAGGGUGGAAAUGGGAUACGAAAUGAUACGGCUAAAGGGAAGGCGGCGAUGGAUACCGGAGUUAGGGCGGCGGUGGUGGCGGCGGAGUAUUUGGCCAUGGUUGAGGAACCACCGUGGUUAAAUUAUAGUAGAAAAUGGGGUCCAAAGGUAAGUUAUGAUAUCGUAAAGGAGAUAGAGAAAGUGAAGAAGGUUUUGCCAGGGAAACUAAAGGAAGUAUUUGAGAAAGCUGUAAGUGGCGUUCCAAAUGAAGUUUUAGGGGAAGAAGGUCCUUCUGGUCCUAAAAUGAAAAAUAAUUGGAAUGGAGAUGAGAAAUAUUGA